AUGCCAAGAUCUGGAACAGAAGAAAAGCGGAUAUGUGGUGUUUGUGGUGUGACUACAGACUCGUUCGACAGAAAUUACCGUACGAUUUUUGAGCUUCCUCGCAACGCGACGUUUGCCGUGGGUGAAGUGAGGAAGGUAUAUGGAGAUAGCUGUUGUGUGGAUGUGACAUUUGCGAUGUUCAACUAUCUCUACCAUAUCCCAGCAAAGAUGUUACAACUUGUUGGAAAUUCCUAUACAUCUGUUGAGGAUAGAGAGUGUGUAGACGAGAGAAAUGGGGGGAGGGGGAGGGGUGUGCAAUUUGAGGCGUGA
Messenger RNA from Cooperia oncophora, 309 nucleotides. The record is from the annotation of a GenBank genome assembly. NCBI's taxonomy places the organism in Eukaryota, Metazoa, Nematoda, Chromadorea, Rhabditida, Trichostrongylidae.